GCCCCGCUCCCCCCCGCUCCGCCUCCGCCGCAGCCGCACCGAGACACAAAAAGCGGCUGGGGCCGGGCCGGGGCCAUGACGGAGACCACCAAGACCCACGUUAUCCUGCUGGCCUGCGGCAGCUUCAACCCCAUCACCAAGGGCCACAUCCAGAUGUUCGAGAGGGCCCGCGAUUACCUGCACAAGACUGGGCGGUUCAUCGUCAUCGGUGGCAUCGUCUCGCCUGUGCAUGACUCCUAUGGGAAGAUGGGCCUGGUCUCCAGCCGGCACCGCCUGACCAUGUGCCAGCUGGCCGUGCAGUCUUCCGACUGGAUCCGGGUGGACCCCUGGGAGUGCUACCAGGACACCUGGCAGACCACCUGCAGCGUGCUGGAGCACCACCGUGACCUGAUGAAGAGAGUGACUGGCUGCAUCCUCUCCAACGUCAACACCCCCUCCAUGACCCCCGUGAUCGGACAGCCCCAGAACGAGUCUCCGCAGCCCAUCUACCAGAACAACAAUGUUUCCAACAAGCCCACCGCAGCAAAGAUCCUGGGGAAGGUGGGAGAAAGCCUGAGUCGGAUUUGCUGUGUUCGCCCGCCCAUGGAGCGCUUCACCUUUGUGGAUGAAAAUGCCAACCUGGGGACAGUGAUGAGAUACGAGGAGAUUGAGCUCCGCAUCCUCCUGCUCUGCGGCAGUGACCUGCUGGAGUCCUUCUGCAUCCCUGGCCUCUGGAAUGAGUCUGACAUGGAGGUGAUCGUUGGGGAGUUCGGGAUUGUGGUGGUCCCCCGGGAUGGAGCAGACCCUGAUCGGAUCAUGAACCACUCCUCAAUACUCCGCAAGUACAAGAGCAACAUCCUGGUGGUGAAGGACGACUUGAACCACCCCAUGUCAGUCAUCAGCUCCACCAAAAGCAGACUGGCCCUGCAGCAUGGGGACGGACAUGUCGUGGAUUACCUCUGCCAGCCCGUAAUUGACUACAUCCUCAAGAGCCAGCUCUACAUCAAUGCCUCUGGCUAAGCACCUGAGGCCCUGCAGCAAGACAACCCUGUUGCCCCACGUCCCUACAGCUCUCCAUCACACUUUUCUCUCUCUUUCUGUGUCUCCAUCUCUCUCCCCACCCCACGGCCUCUCACUCCCGGCGCCGACGCUCCAUAGUGCAGCAACAUCUAGCGGCAGAGCCCCGUGGGGAAUGGUUUGGUCUCUCUUUUUUUGGGAACUGCCCUCCCCAUCGUGUGUGGGGAGGGAGGGGGACAGAGAUGUGCUCAGUGUGCUCGGGGAGGGAGGCAGCUCUGGCACACCCCCCCCACACAUGUCACUGGGAAAUGGUCCCCCCGAUCCGACCUCCCAGCAUGCUCAGAGCAGGGGCUUCCUCUUUGGCAUCAUCUUACCCUACUUAAGCUCAAUACAUCUAGGUGGACUUUUUUUUUUUUUU
This is a messenger RNA of Cygnus olor (mute swan), 1414 nucleotides long. It is a transcript of the gene NMNAT2, whose product is annotated as nicotinamide nucleotide adenylyltransferase 2. The record is from RefSeq and is a predicted model, not a curated record. Gene Ontology annotation, molecular function: nicotinamide-nucleotide adenylyltransferase activity; nicotinate-nucleotide adenylyltransferase activity. Bases 76 to 999 code for a protein of 307 amino acids. Gene Ontology annotation, cellular component: Golgi apparatus. Gene Ontology annotation, biological process: NAD+ biosynthetic process. Lineage: Eukaryota; Metazoa; Chordata; Aves; Anseriformes; Anatidae. The transcript has 11 exons.